CGCUCUCUCUCUCUCUCUCUCUCGUUCCAUCUAAACAAUGAAGCGGCAAUUUCUCUCAAGAAAAGCCACGUGCAAUUCACACGGGCAAGAUUCAUCAUACUUUUUAGGAUGGCAGGAGUAUGAGAAGAACCCAUACGACCACGUCAUGAAUCCGAGAGGAAUCAUACAACUGGGUCUUGCAGAGAAUCAGCUUUCCUUCGAUCUCAUCGAAUCGUGGCUCACAGAUAAUCCUGAUUCAACCACGUUCAAAUGCGGAAGCACGUCCGUAUUCAAAGAGCUUGCACUAUUCCAAGAUUAUCGUGGAAUGCCAGCAUUCAAGAACUCAUUGGUGGAAUUCAUGUCAGAAAUAAGAGCUAACAAAGUAACAUUUGAUCCCAACAAGCUAGUCCUCACCGCCGGUGCAACUUCGGCUAAUGAAACUCUGAUGUUUUGCCUUGCCGAACCCGGCGAAGCAUUCCUUCUUCCAACUCCAUACUAUCCAGGAUUUGAUCGGGAUCUCAAGUGGCGGACUGGAGUUAAAAUCGUUCCAAUCCAUUGCUCAAGCUCUAAUGGCUUUCAGAUAACUGAAAAGGCAUUGGAAGAAGCAUACCAACGAGCCCAAAAGAGUAAGAUGACAGUUAAAGGGGUCUUGAUCACCAAUCCCUCAAACCCGUUAGGCACGACGGCUAGCCGAACUGAGCUCGACUUGCUUCUUCGAUUUGUUGCAGCAAAAGGAAUACAUCUAGUUAGCGACGAGAUCUAUGCAGGCACUGUCUUUGACACACCAGGCUUUGUUAGCAUUGCUGAAGCUCUAAAGGAGAUGGAAGAUUAUGAAAAUCUUCAAAACCAAGUUCACAUUGUCUGUAGUCUAUCGAAGGAUCUGGGUCUCCCUGGAUUUCGAGUCGGUGCAAUUUACUCAUACAAUGAUGUAGUUGUGGCUGCCGCAACAAAAAUGUCAAGCUUUGGACUAGUUUCUUCUCAGACUCAGUAUCUUCUAUCCAAAAUGCUCUCCGACAAGAACUUCACAAGAAACUACAUUGCAGAGAACUGCAAGAGGCUUAAAGAAAGACACGAAAUGCUCGUAUCAGGAAUGCAAAAUGCCGGAAUUGGAUGCUUGAAGAGCAAUGCCAGUUUGUUUUGUUGGGUAGACAUGAGACACCUUUUAAGCACUAAAACAUUCGAAGGAGAGAUGGAAUUGUGGAAGAAGAUACUGUAUGAGGUUGGCUUAAACAUCUCUCCAGGCUCCUCUUGCCAUUGCACCGAGCCUGGUUGGUUUCGUGUGUGUUUUGCAAACAUAUCACAAGAGACACUUGAAACUGCAAUGCAACGCCUCAGCGCCUUCGUUGAUUCAAUCCAACGUGGCCAAAGCGGGCGCAGAUCAAUUGGAAAUUUGAAGAACCUGUCACUACCCAAAUGGGUUUUCCGAUUAUCGGCUGGUGAACAUGAUCCGGAUCGUUAAUCUGGAGUGAAGACGUGAAUUUCUCUCAUUGAUAUUUACCCCUUUCUUAGAUUUAUGUUUUUAACUGGUUUUUGCUUACGUAGUGUAGAAAGAGCAUUUUACCCAUGUAGGUUUGAAGCUUUUUCUGCAUGAGUGAGUUUUGUGUGUCGAGUCAAUUGGAAUUGUAGUUCUCAAGAGUAAUGAAUAGUCAAACACGAUCGAGUAUUCUUGCUUAAAACAAUGCAGCAGUUG
Messenger RNA from Magnolia sinica, 1669 nucleotides. Its product is annotated as 1-aminocyclopropane-1-carboxylate synthase 3-like. The record is from RefSeq and is a predicted model, not a curated record. NCBI's taxonomy places the organism in Eukaryota, Viridiplantae, Streptophyta, Magnoliopsida, Magnoliales, Magnoliaceae. Gene Ontology annotation, biological process: amino acid metabolic process; biosynthetic process. The transcript is spliced from 4 exons. The coding region runs from base 38 to 1438 and encodes 466 amino acids. Gene Ontology annotation, molecular function: transaminase activity; pyridoxal phosphate binding.